UUCUUCAUCAUAAUUACAGAAUUUCUACAAUACAAUAAAAUACUAUAGUAGCAAAUUAAAUCACCAACUACGAUUCUCCCGUAAUCUUCUACAAAGGAGUACCUGAACAUAUACAACAAUCCGUUCUUGGAAUUUAUAAUAAGAAAAUAUCGAUGGACGCCAGACUCGUCGCGUCUCGACUGCCGGGAAUACCGAUGUAUGGUCAACCGUUUAAUGCGCCUCCUUUCCCGGGAUAUCUCCCAUACGGACCCGCGGACGCAUCAGCAUUCUAUUCUCCAUUGCCGACCGGGGAAAAUGCAGAAGCUUGGCGGGCGGGACUGACCCAAGCUGCCGCCGCUGCGUAUUACGAUCCGACCCUCGCCGCACACUACGGAUAUGGAUAUGGACCCAUGGGUCUGAGUGAUGGUGCAAGAAGAAAGAAUGCAACUCGCGAAACAACUUCAACAUUGAAAGCAUGGCUUAACGAACACAGAAAGAAUCCAUACCCAACAAAAGGCGAAAAAAUUAUGCUUGCCAUCAUAACAAAAAUGACUCUAACACAGGUAUCUACAUGGUUUGCGAACGCACGUAGACGACUCAAAAAGGAAAACAAAAUGACUUGGUCACCCCGUAACAGAUGCGGCGAUGAGGACGAUGAUGAUAUCAUGGACGGCGAUGAUGACAAUAAUUUGAACAAUAACAGCAAUUCGCAAAUGCGAGAAGGUCAUACAAGUGCUGGCGAACGAAGUGGAAGCAGAUGCUCAAGUCCAAACCCUACGAUCUCAAACCCAGAAAAUCAGCGAAGGGUUUCUGGUUUUGAUUUGCCUCAACAAGGUACACGCCACCCAUUUUUGCCUCGCCCGGAAAUCACAGGAUCUUUCAGAAUUCAAGGACCAGUAGGAGGACCUAGACCGGCCAACGAAGUUUCAAGAAGAAGAAGCCGAGGCGAUGAAGACGAGGAAAUUGAUCUUGAAAGUGUCGACGAUGAACGAAAAGAAUUAUCGCUCGUGAAAAGAUCUCAUUCCACUGAAGGCAAUUCCGCGGAUGAAGUUUCUCUUCGCAAAAUACAACCAGGUUCUCCAAACACAACCAGUUCUCAAUUUUCUGGAUUGUUUCCGAAUGUUCCACAUCAUCAUGCCUUCCAUCCGAAUACGCCCAACCCAGCCGCCACUGCCUCCUUGCUUGCCCGUCACCAUCUUCACCAACAUUCUCUUUCCUCACAAUCUCCCAGUUCUCAUCGAUCAAUCUCUCAACAAUCGAGCUUUGGGCACGUUUCGUCAAAAAUUUCCAGACGAGAUUCGGCAUCACCGCGUUCGCAUCCAUAUUCAAGAAACGCCGUUUCAUCGCCUACGUCUUCAGUGGCGUCAGCAGCGAGCGCCACAUCUCCGUCCAAACCCAAGAUCUGGUCACUUGCUGAUGUAGCAACCAGUAAUGAAAGUAGCAAGAACUGUCGCAACGACGAUACCAAUUCCAUAACUUCAAGCACUGCUAAUUCAUCACUUACUACAUCACCAACACCCGGAAUGGCGGUAUUUCCAGGACGCUCUCCGGUUUAUGGUGUUCAGCCUCAUCACCAGUCUCCUCUUAACCCAGAAGCACAAGCGACAAUUCGAAAUUGGAUGGAUGGCGUAAUGCAACAAAAAAUGGCGGCUGCUGCAGCGGCCGCCGCGGCCAUGUCUGGCGGACAAGCUCAUCCAUCUCCAUUCUUUCCCGGUGGACUGCUACCACCACAUCUUGCUGCAGCGCUGAACCCAGCAGCUCUAGCAGUAGCCGCUUCAUUGCCAAGAGGCACUGAUGGUGCAAGAUUUCCGCAUCCCUUCCCUGGUUUUGCGGAGUUGGCAGCGGCACAAAGAGCUCAAAUGGCAGUACAAGUGGCAGAAAUACAAUCACAGGGGAACUCAAUCACUGUCAUCAAUUCUGUUUCUCCUACAACGCCAACAAGUUCUAACAAACCAUUCAACACUGGACUGCUUCACCGACACAGAAUAGUUUCAAAUGAUGAAAAGAACCGUUCUUUGAUUGUGUCGGCGACAUCACCCGCUCAUUCAGAUGGCCAGUCCGCUGAAAUUGCGAAUUUCACCGCUCUAAAUGCCAGACCAGCAAGUAAUGAUUCUGGAAUUGCCAGUGCCGAAACCAGCAAAGAUAGCUUAACCCAGGGGAGCGAUUCAGCCAGCACAAAAUGAAGAGUCGUUCAUGUCAAAGAUUGAAAUCAACUUGAUCAAAAGACCACGGACAGAGUGGCAAAUGACCAGUUCAUGCCAAGAAAUGAAAGAGAAGGCGAGGCUGAAUCCCAUCACAUAUAUACGAAAGUUCCUCUCGUGAGAACACAUGCAUUCAUUGUUCACAGGCUAGUAUACAGACAUUCACCAGGGCGAACGUCUACGAACAAAAAAAAUCGCCGUUUGCGACAACGUAAUUAUCGGAAGUUCAUUAGCUCUCGGGGGAAUAUAUUGUUUAUAAGACACUACCGUAUUCAAUUAGUGUAUGUUUGACCAUCAGAUCAUCAAUACACUGGUCAAUACCCAUUGCAAUUUUAUUGUAUUAAAUACUCAUAAACAGUUACUGUAUUUUGUAUAUGUAGAGUUGUACCUUACAACAGGCAGAAAAAAAUAUGCGUAACCAUUAAAAAAUUAUGUUACUGUUUGCCCUACAUCAAGUGAUUUAUUUUAAUGCUCCGUUUUGCACCACAAAUUCUAACAAAACGGUUUAUCAUUGACCUCAAUAGGCUGGCCCUAUUUUGCACAAUAUUAAAAAUAACCUCCUGCUGGGAACGUUGAAAAAUGAAAUCUCUAAAUUACAGUGACGACGAACAUUACUCAUAAUCAUUUUAUAAACAGGUUUUAUUAUUUAAUGCUUGUCCAGCGAGGGUUCAAUGAAUGUCAUACUCGGCAUUGAAUUAAUUCUACUUCGAAUCUUUUUCAAUAUUUUUUGUUGUCCUUUAUUCUUUUUAGUAAAGUUCAUUGUUGUAUUAUUAUCAUUAUUAUUACUUAUUCUUUAUACGUUGCCUGUUUUUUCUCUUUUCGUUCUUUUUAUUACAUUUCUCAACCAUCCAUAUUUUAUCGCGUAAUAUCACAUUGACGAAAUACAUACAAUAAUAAUGAAAACUAUAGUA
Molecule: messenger RNA, 3091 nt
Organism: Styela clava
Lineage: Eukaryota; Metazoa; Chordata; Ascidiacea; Stolidobranchia; Styelidae
Biological process (GO): regulation of transcription by RNA polymerase II; cell development
Cellular component (GO): nucleus
Molecular function (GO): DNA-binding transcription factor activity, RNA polymerase II-specific; RNA polymerase II cis-regulatory region sequence-specific DNA binding
Source: RefSeq, a predicted model, not a curated record